UGAAGAACAUCUCACGUACGCAAAAGGAUCAGUCUGAGACAAAAACAUGUCUUUGCUGCGUCAUUACGUACCAAUCCUACUCCUCCAUCUGUGCAUCCUCUCCGGCGAGCCGGCGGCAGCCAAGGUCCCGGCUCUCUUCGUGUUCGGCGACUCCACGGUCGACACGGGCAACAACAACUUCAUCUCCACGGUCGUCCGGAGCGACUUCGUCCCGUACGGCCGCGACCUCCACCUCGGCAAGAGCAAGAGCGACGAUACUGAUCACCCCACACCCACGGGCCGUUUCUCCAACGGCCGCCUCGCCGUGGACUUCAUCUCCGAGACGUUCGGCCUACCGCCGCUCAUGCCACCCUACCUCGACCCGAACGCCGACAUCAGCAACCUCGCCGCCGGCGCCGGCUACGACAAUUCCACCUCCGAUCUCUUCUCCGUCCUGACGAUCUGGGAGGAGCUGGACUACUUCAAGGAAUACGCGGCCAGGCUCAGGGGCUUCCAGGGAGAGGAGAAGGCGGCACAGACGCUCGCGGAGGCGCUGUACGUGGUGAGCAUGGGCACCAACGACUUCCUGGAGAACUACUACGCCGUGCCGCAGGGCCGCGCCUCCCAGUACCCGACAGCGGCGGCGUACGGCCGGGACUACCUGCUGGGCGCGCCGGGGUCGUUCGUGCGCGCGCUGCACGCGCUCGGGGCGCGCAAGCUGGACCUUAACGGGCUCCCGCCCAUGGGCUGCCUCCCCAUGGAGAGCGCCCUCGUGGGCCUACGAUGACGUCGCCGUGGGCUUCAACGAUGGCCGACGCGGGGAAGUUCGCCUUCUAGGACGCUAUCCACCCCACGGAGCGCCUCCACCGCGCCCUGGCCGACGCCAAGAUGAACGCCACGCUCCACGUCUUCCUGUGAUGACGCUACGCUCGGAAGUUCGAUUUCACAUAAAUCACGCUCGCUCCGCCGGAGAUGCUUUCAGACGCCGAUUCACGGGGGAGCUAGAUCAUUUCACUGGUGUCAGUUGACACCAAUGAUUUUCGAUAAAACCUUAUAACUAUAGCACAAAAUUGAAAUUGGCACCAUCCAAAAUAGUUACAAACCAGUGCAAUUAAGCUCUU
Messenger RNA from Brachypodium distachyon (stiff brome), 1100 nucleotides. Its product is annotated as GDSL esterase/lipase At2g04570-like. Bases 47 to 766 code for a protein of 239 amino acids. Gene Ontology annotation, molecular function: hydrolase activity, acting on ester bonds. NCBI's taxonomy places the organism in Eukaryota, Viridiplantae, Streptophyta, Magnoliopsida, Poales, Poaceae. The record is from RefSeq and is a predicted model, not a curated record. The transcript is spliced from 2 exons.